Lodderomyces pseudojiufengensis is the source of this 1236-nucleotide messenger RNA. RefSeq lists its product as uncharacterized. The record is from RefSeq and is a predicted model, not a curated record. Lineage: Eukaryota; Fungi; Ascomycota; Pichiomycetes; Serinales; Debaryomycetaceae. The coding region runs from base 1 to 1236 and encodes 411 amino acids. Gene Ontology annotation, cellular component: intracellular anatomical structure. Gene Ontology annotation, molecular function: nitric oxide dioxygenase [NAD(P)H] activity; heme binding; FAD binding. The transcript has a single exon. Gene Ontology annotation, biological process: nitric oxide catabolic process; cellular response to nitrosative stress.
AUGUCAUAUCUUGCAACCUCAAGACAUCCACCCUCAACUACCACAGAUCAUUUAAAAUCAUCCACUUCUAAUCAGAAUCAAACUCAUAAUCAUACUCAUAAUAAUAGCAUUAAUUCAAAAUUUUCUACAAUAUCAUAUUUCAAAUCAAGAAAUAAAAAUUCAACAAAUCAAAACCACCAUAAUUCAGAUUUGAAUAGUUUAUCAAGUGUGAAUUCAAAUCAAACAAAUGCAUCCACUAUAGCGACAACAUUACAUCAAACCUAUUCAGAAAUAUCAGCUGAAUUUAAACAAAACCCAUCACAUAUAGAUUUAUCAUUAGCUGGAAAUGUAUUAGAUAAUUUAAAUUCUACUUAUAAUUUAUCAAAAAUUGAUACUAAAAUUUCAGUUGAUUCUUAUUAUAUAGAAGAUUCAAAUCAAUAUAAAUUAAAAUUACAAUUAUCAAAACAUGAAAUUGAUUUACUAAGAUAUAGUUGGACAAAAAUGAUAAAUGAAGAAAAUAGAAUAAAUGCAACAAUGCCAGGAAGUUAUUAUAAUAAUCUUGAUACUUCAUCAAAUGCUGCUACUUCAUUAUUUUGUAGACAAUUAUAUGGUAAUUUAUUAAAUCUGGAACCAAAUUUAGAAAAAAUGUUUCCUUCUAUAAAACAUCAAGCAAUAAGUUUUGCAGCAGUUAUUACAUUAACUAUUUCACAAUUGGAAAAUUUAUCCAAAAUUGAUUCAUAUUUAGAAAAAUUAGGUAAAAAACAUUCAAGAAUUUUAGUUAUUGAACCACCAUCUUAUGAAUUAUUAGGUGAAGCUAUAAUAAAUACUUUUCAUGAAAGAUUUGGUAAAAAAUUUACAACAGAAUUAGAAGUAAUUUGGAUUAAAGUAUAUCUAUUUUUAGCAAAUUCUUUAUUACAAUAUGGAAUUGAUCCAACUUUAAAAUUACAAAAUAAUUCAUUUGCAUCAAAUAAAUUUCAAUUGAAUCAUGGAAAUAAUAGUGUAUUGGAUUCAAAUAGUGUAAUAGAAGAAAAUUAUCUGGAUCAAAUUGACUAUAAUUCAAUUCAAAAUGAACUGAUAAUGAGUGAAGCUAAUAAUAAUAAUCAACAAAAUCAAAAUAAAAAUUAUACUAAUUCUACUAUAACUACUUUACAAAGUUCAAAUAAUCAAUCAAAUAUUCCAAAACCUAUAAAACAGCAAAAUUCAAAGAAGAAAUUUGGUAAGUUAAGAAAAAAAGGUGGUGAUUGUAUAAUUAUGUAG